UUGAUUGCUGCUGAAGGCGUUGAUCAAUUAUCGACUUCCGAACUGAUUCAAGUUUCUCAGUCUCGAGCACUGCGUACCGUCGGUGUCUCUCCAGCACGUUUGCGAGAACAAUUGAACACAUGGAUUCAACUGCAUUCCAAAGAAGGAGUCUCUGGGGUUUUAUUGAUUCUCAGUCGUGCCUAUGGUCUUGAUCGUGAUCUUGGUGGCAAGGGUACUAGCCCUGAUGCGGAGAUUUGGCGUAGUUUGGAAGCUGUGUUGAGUGGCUUGCCGGAGAACUUGCUCAACGAAGCCGAGCUCGCUGUGGAAUCUGAUGCUGCCUCGUACCAGAAGAAACUGGAAGUUAUCAAGGAACAAGAAGAGCUUAUUGAGGACGAAAAGGAACAAGAGCUUAAAGAGGAGGAUGCAAGACGGAAGAAGAGACAAGCUGAGGAGAGAGCCAAGC
Molecule: messenger RNA, 442 nt
Organism: Acaulospora colombiana
Lineage: Eukaryota; Fungi; Glomeromycota; Glomeromycetes; Diversisporales; Acaulosporaceae
Source: the annotation of a GenBank genome assembly